GGGAGUUGCUCAGGUAGUGGGAUCACUCAGAGGCCAAGAAGAGGAGUCCCACUGCUCAGUGCAUGAUCCUGAGGACAGCUUCACUCGGAAUCUGCAGUGGGCUUUGCUCUGAUCUUUGAGAAGGAUCUAUCUCUGAUGUGGGGGAUCAGAGGGUCUGUUCCUGUGCAGAAUGACUCCAUGACCAGUGCAGCAGGGGUAAAGGGCAGCCCCUGUCUGAUACCCCUCUUGGGGACAGUGCAGUCCAACCAGCCAAGAAUCCAUUCAAUGCAUUGAGCUCUGUCAGUGCUGGGCUUUACCCUGUACCAGUCGCUGCAGAAUCCAAGAUGAACAGUAAUUAUCCCAGGUCUCUGAUGGACAGGAGAUCAGUGGUGGCCCCCAACUGCAUGCAAUUGGCAAUGCCUUUACCCCCUGAGCAAUCCACGCACCAGCAUUUACCCCGCAGAGACAGUUUAACACAUGUCCCCUUCCUGGUCUAUCCAAGUAACCUGGAGUCGGCCUAUUAUGACACUUAUGGCAGUAUGUUUCCCUACAUGCCCUUCCACGGCCACUUUGGGGUCUAUGAUUGUCCCUUUGAGCCCGCCUUCAUCCAGAAGAGAAACGAGAGGGAGAGGCAGAGGGUGAAAUGUGUGAAUGAAGGCUACGCGAGACUGCGAGACCACCUGCCAGGGCCCCUGUCAGAGAAACGCCUGAGCAAAGUGGAGACCUUGCGAGCAGCUAUCAGGUACAUUAAGUAUCUGCAGGACUUACUGAGCCAGAGUGCAGGCAGGUCCCCCCCUGAAACACAGGAGAACCAGCCCAGCAGCAGUGAGGGAGCCCAGCAGGACUGCAACAGUGACGGCGAAUCCAAAACUUCCUCCCCUUACUGUGAGUCCGGGUCCGGCUCUGACAGGAGCUGAUGCAAACACUGUACAGCACCAGCACCAACACUAUUCCCAGUGACUGCCUGAGCAAACAACUCCUUCCAUUUCCGUCUCUGUCACACUGCACACCACACCUCCUUCUGUGAAGACAAAGUGACCCUGGAACUGUGACCCCUGGCGUCUAUUGAGAUGGACUGGCAGCCUUUUGGCAAACUUGGAUCAGGAAAGGACAAUAAUGCUGCAGAGAAUCGCUGCAGGAAUCUUCCAGAUUGGAAUCCAGGCUGAGUCAGUC
Chiloscyllium plagiosum (whitespotted bambooshark) is the source of this 1152-nucleotide messenger RNA. NCBI's taxonomy places the organism in Eukaryota, Metazoa, Chordata, Chondrichthyes, Orectolobiformes, Hemiscylliidae. The record is from RefSeq and is a predicted model, not a curated record.